Molecule: messenger RNA, 2106 nt
Organism: Penicillium arizonense
Lineage: Eukaryota; Fungi; Ascomycota; Eurotiomycetes; Eurotiales; Aspergillaceae
Product: putative serine-rich protein
Exons: 2
Coding region: 1-2106 (701 amino acids)
Source: RefSeq, a predicted model, not a curated record
AUGUCUUAUCCCCGGACCUCGCGCGUGCGGAGGGCAUUGCAAGAGCGCAGUUCAGCUCACACGAAUGAAAGAUCACCAAACCGGUCGUUGCGCAUGGUGUCGGACCAGGAAGAUGUCGAUAUGUAUAGCGCGACGCCUUUCCCGACCAAGCCGGAGCAGAUCCUGCUGCCCAUACCCGGCAAAGGACAGCAAGACUACAUCUCAGACACCGGUUUUAGCUAUUCAGAUCACCACCUAGGACCGUCCACAUCUACGUACUCCUCACCGUCCUUCAGUCAAAGCACCAACAGCCCGCGAGAUCACUCCAUUGGAGAGAGUUGGGAUGUCUCAUCGACUGUUAAUACUGGCCAAUCGCCGCCAGAGCUGUGGGAUGAAGAUCCAACUUCUAGCAAGUCGUCAUUGCCAGACAUUUCGUCUGGUAAAGCGCCCGACUAUGGGUCCGACAGUUCGGAGCCGGAGUACUCUGACGACGAGAUGAUUGUGCUGCCGACAGCCACGCCAACUAUCAAGGCAGUACUUUCAGAGCCGCCCACCUCGCCAAAGUCUUCUCAAGGCUCCGGGGAGUCGAUUGGCUACUCCAGCCCAAACCUCGAGCAAAUUGGUGCUCCGUCAAGUCCCAAUUUUGUGAUGCUGGACAACUCGAGUAUGAACUUCCACCGUCCUGCCACUGCAUCCUCAGAGUCAGACCCCAGAACCAACUCGCUGUCUUCGUACAACUCACGGGGUACCGUGGUGAGACACGCCGGCGCCGCUCCCUGGAUCAACACAGCCUCAUCUGAGCAAUUGAGCUACCGCUCUCCAUCAUUUAGGUCCAGUCCACCUUGGCAAUCCGUGGCGUCCUUCCGCACAACAUCGCGUGCACCAUCAGGCAGCCGCUCGCGUUCUGCGACCUCUUCCUCGCGCAGCCUACGCUCAGCAUCUGAUCUGCAAGCAGCCAUUGACAGCGGCGUCCCAAUUCAAUACCCGCGUAUCCGCGCGCCGUCGUCGUCAAGCUCCCGCGCCGGAACUUCAGUCACUCCAGAGCGCGACUUCACGCCAGGCCCAGCCUCCGGCCGUUGGAACCCUCACCUGUCAACCGUCUCUUCAAUCUGGUCUGCAGAGGAAGUGACCAACCUCUCCGCGCAAGCGGAAAUCCCCUCAGAACCCGAGAUGGCCGAGCUAUCACCACCCCCACCAGCAGCGCUGAAGAGCGAGAAUACACGUUCUUCCGUAUGGCUCGUGGAGUCCUCAAACGACAGCGACGAAGAGCGCCUAGACAGCCUGACAAACCUCCCAGUCCGGCCAAUCUUCUCCCAAAGCCUGUCCUCCGGCUCAAAGCGAAGCAACAGUAACCGCAGUUCGAAUCGCCCAGGCACGGGUACCAGCACCAUCCUCAACAUCCUCCCCACCUGGGCAAAGGUCUACUACCUCCGCGAACCAAUGGGCCUGAACUCAACCCUGUCAAUGAUCGACGCCAGCCGGCCAUCCUCUGUCCGCCCCGGAACAUCCAACUCAAGCGCCUUCAACUUUAAUCUUAUGCCCACACCACUCAACAUCCCCAGACCACGUUCCCCAGAAAGAGAAAGACCUCGCUCCCCAGAGCGCGCGCAUGUUCCAAUCCCCCAGCGCCGCAUCGAAAGCGACCCCCGCGAUCCGCGCGCUCACUGGGUCCCAUCUCCAGAACCAGAGGAUGGUGAGUUCGUCAACCAGCGCUACAGGUUGCGCCAUAGCUGGUCACCACAUCUAUACCCAGACCGAAGGGUCCUGCAGCAUUCAACUAGUGCAUGGAAAGCCCCCUCUCUGGACUCGCGCAAUGAACCUGUCUUUGGACGGAGGAAUAUCCAGGUCUACUCUUUCUGUCUGGGCUUCCUGUUCCCUCUGGCUUGGUGUAUUGCUGCUGUUCUGCCACUGCCGCCAAAACCUAAGAUGUCGCCUGAGAUGAUGGUGAAUGAAUCCGACUCGGAUGUUGAGGCGGCGCUCGAGGCGCAGUGUAUGAAUUUGCAGCAGCGGAGCCAUGAUAAUGCCCGCUGGUGGAGGAAUCUCAAUCGGUGGAUGAUAUCGCUGGGUGUGGUGAUUACUGUUGUUAUUAUCACUCUCGCUGUUAUUGGCUCUACUACGGGCUUCUAA